Exserohilum turcica Et28A is the source of this 1846-nucleotide messenger RNA. RefSeq lists its product as uncharacterized. The record is from RefSeq and is a predicted model, not a curated record. NCBI's taxonomy places the organism in Eukaryota, Fungi, Ascomycota, Dothideomycetes, Pleosporales, Pleosporaceae. The transcript has 6 exons. Bases 100 to 1659 code for a protein of 519 amino acids.
ACUUCAUGGGAUCAGAAGAUUGCUGCCAAGCGGCAGGCCGGCCGUGACAAGAUUCCCAAAGAAUGGCUGCUGCCCUCUUCCAUCUUGGAGGGGCUCCAGAUGCCGCUUGACAAGCACCCCAACCGUGUGAAUGACUUGGACAUUCCACGCAAGUCAGGCAUCUUGACAGCCAAGGAGCUCGACAUUACCGAAAACUACACGGUGGAGAGCCUGCUGGCCAAGCUGAGAAAUGGUGAAUUGUCGGCUCUCGAUGUCACAGUAGCCUUUUCGAAACGAGCGGCAAUUGCCCAACAACUUCUAUCUUGCCUGACGGAGACAUGUUUCGCCGAAGCACAAGAACGUGCCAAAUAUCUCGAUAAUGAAAGGGCAAAUGGACGUAUUGUAGGACCGCUUCAUGGGCUGCCAAUCAGUCUCAAGGACAGCUUCCAAGUGGCUGGUCUGGCUGCAACCAUUGGGUUUGUUUCUUUCCUAGACCAUGAGGUGUCUAAGAGCAACUCACCACUUGUGGACAUCUUGCUUGAGCUUGGUGCCGUGGUGUAUGUGAAGACGAACCUUCCACAGACUCUCAUGACGGCAGACUCCGAGAACAACGUAUUUGGACGCACAUUGAACCCAGUCAAUACAAGCCUCACAGCUGGAGGUUCAAGUGGUGGUGAAGGUUCACUGAUGGGGUUCCGAGGAGCCCCCUUGGGCAUAGGCACGGACAUUGCAGGUUCUAUUCGUAUCCCGUCUCUUUGCUGCGGUACCUACGGUUUCAAGCCCUCGUCUUCGCGUUUCCCUGACGGUGGCCAAAUUAACCCAGGCCGGGAUGGCAUGUCAUUCUUCAAGCCUUCGGCUGGUCCUCUAGCCAAUGACAUGCAGGCUCUUGACUUCCUAUACCGCUCAGUCAUGUCGGUACGGCCAGCACUAUACGACUCGAGCGUACUCGACGUGCCUUGGAGGGAUCUCUCAAAGUCCCCAAGCACAGGGAAGCUCCGCAUAGGUGUUCUCUCUGAAGACCCAUCCUACCCAUUACAUCCUCCAGUCAAGAGGACCAUGGCUGAAGCAGUGAAAUUGCUAAAGGCACAAGGUCACGAAAUCUACAAUAUCGAUCCAGCCACUGCACAGGUUGACAAUGCCUUGAUGAUUGCUUUCAACUAUUUCUUCCUGGAUGACAAGCCCAUGGAGUUUAUUGCAGCCAGUGGUGAAGAGCUAGUGACGUCAGUGAAGCAAAGCAUGGGGGUAUUCCACUCGGUCAAGUCCACCUUCCUCGACGACAUUGCCGGUCUAGAGGGCGUUGUUAGGGUGGCUGCGAUCAACACAAAGAGAGAGGCCAUUAUCGAGGCAUGGAGGGAGAUGUGGAAGCAGCAGAAGCUGGAUGUCAUGAUCGGGCCGCCCGCGCAGCACACGGCCGUCCCGCAUGACACGUACGGCCUGCCGCCUUACACACUACUUCUGAACGUGCUCGAUUAUCCUGCAUGCGUGAUACCUUUUGGCAAGUCAUCCAGCCAACUCGACCCUGAGCCUUUUACCAUGGGCCCAGGCCAAUACGGUCCGAAUUACGACCCCAAAGCCACGGAUGGCGCACCCACCUCGAUUCAGGUCUUCACCAACAACAUGCGUGAUGAAGAGUGUCUUCACUACGCAAGUGUCAUCGACGCAUGCUUGAACCCAAAGUAGAUUAGAUCCGUCGCAGCAAUGCUAUCACGAAAACAGUUACGAAAAAAAGAACAUGAAUCGCGAGAUGACAAAAAAAAUCGGUGGCAUGCAUAGACUGGGAGAUAGGGGCUGAUGGGGACCCUUCACGCAUGACGGCGCAUUUUGGUGGAAAUACAUGGCAUCACAUCAGCCAGAACAAACACAAAUG